GGAAAGCAGAUACUCCUGAUUGGCUGAGAGGAAAAUGGGAGGGGUGCACAACUGAAGCUGAUGCUCUGGAGAAACAUUUGUGUCCCAUAAGUGCAACUGUCUCACUCUUCAUGACAAAAGGUUUAGUAGAAAGUAAAUUCCAUCAGCUGUAGCCGAGGCCUAAAACACCACCAACAUGUCAAGCAAGCGAGCAAAGGGGAAGACCACUAAGAAGCGCCCUCAGAGGGCCACAUCAAAUGUGUUUGCCAUGUUUGAUCAGUCACAGAUCCAAGAGUUCAAGGAGGCAUUUAACAUGAUUGACCAGAACCGAGAUGGAUUCAUCGAUAAAGAGGAUCUUCAUGAUAUGCUUGCCUCUUUAGGUAAGAACCCGUCUGACGAGUACCUUGAGGGCAUGAUGAGUGAAGCACCAGGCCCCAUCAACUUCACCAUGUUCCUCACCAUGUUUGGAGAACGGCUUAAUGGAACCGACCCAGAGGACGUCAUCAGGAACGCCUUUGCUUGCUUUGAUGAAGAAGGAUCUGGUUCCAUUCAUGAAGAUCAUCUGAGAGAGCUGUUGACCACCAUGGGAGAUCGUUUCACAGAUGAAGAGGUGGACGAGCUUUUCAGAGAGGCUCCCAUUGACAAAAAGGGCAACUUUAACUAUGGCGAGUUCACCCGUAUACUCAAACACGGGGCCAAGGACAAAGAUGACAUAUAGACAAUCACAGACAUACCGCUACAGCUGGACAGCACAUUGCAAACACGUACACAACAGCUGGAUAAUCAUGCAUAGAUACAGCUGCAAUAAAGCAUUUCAAUGUUUUGCCUUUUUA
Molecule: messenger RNA, 812 nt
Organism: Myxocyprinus asiaticus (Chinese sucker)
Lineage: Eukaryota; Metazoa; Chordata; Actinopteri; Cypriniformes; Catostomidae
Gene: myl9b
Product: myosin, light chain 9b, regulatory
Exons: 4
Coding region: 176-697 (173 amino acids)
Biological process (GO): platelet aggregation; myofibril assembly
Cellular component (GO): stress fiber; cytoplasm; myofibril
Molecular function (GO): calcium ion binding
Source: RefSeq, a predicted model, not a curated record